Molecule: messenger RNA, 855 nt
Organism: Maylandia zebra (zebra mbuna)
Lineage: Eukaryota; Metazoa; Chordata; Actinopteri; Cichliformes; Cichlidae
Gene: tnni1b
Product: troponin I type 1b (skeletal, slow)
Biological process (GO): skeletal muscle contraction; cardiac muscle contraction
Cellular component (GO): troponin complex
Source: RefSeq, a predicted model, not a curated record
GCCAAAAGGGAGCUGGAGAUAAAUGUUUCACUGUUCUUCUCUCCAUCACUUCGUCUUUGUCUGCAUCCACAACAUCAGCAAAGAAAGGGGGAAUUGAAUAGUCAAGAUGCCUGAGAAAGCACCAGAGAGGAAAUCUAAAAUCUCAGCCUCUCGCAAGCUCAUGCUGAAGAGCUUGAUGGUAGCCAAGGCCAAGGAGGAACUGGAGCAGGAGAUUGUAGAAAAAGACGAGCAAAAGGCAAAGUUUCUGGAGGAAAAAGCUCCUCCAAUACGGACCGGUGGCCUCUCCUUAGCAGAGCUACGGAUAUUAUGUGAGGAGCUGCAUACCAGAAUAGAUGUGGUGGACGAGGAGCGCUAUGAUAUUGAAGCCAAGGUCUUGCAUAACACCAGAGAGAUCAAAGACCUGAACAUCAAGGUAUUGGACUUGCGAGGGAAGUUCAAGAGACCUAACCUGAGAAGGGUGAGGGUCUCUGCUGAUGCCAUCCUGCGCUCCCUACUGGGCUCUAAACACAAGGUCUCUUUGGAUCUGCGAGCUAACCUAAAAUCCGUCAAAAAGGAGGACACAGAAAAGGAGAAGACAGUGGAGGUGAGUGACUGGAGGAAGAAUGUGGAGGCCAUGUCAGGCAUGGAGGGCCGCAAGAAAAUGUUUGAUGCUGCAAAAGGCCAAAACCAGUAAAACAGCUGGCUAACAAACAGCUGGGUAACAAACAGCUGGCUUUCAUCUAAUCACCAUCACUUGCAUACCAAAGAUUUCUGAGCACAAAGCAUAAGGGAUGCUUGGUGACUUCACAUAUUCAAGUCGUUUAAAUACUCAGUAUCUUUCCUCAACACUGAAAUAAACAGCAUCUCUAUUCUCAU